AUGCUAUCCAUUCGGGCAUAGAGAACAAAGAAGAUUAUGUAAGUUCAAGGGGAAGUUGGACAACACAAAGGUUAUACUGCUAUAAAAAUAGCUGGAAAUGCUCAUGAAUUGAUUAGAAAAAAUAAAUCAGCCACAGAUAAUAUUGGUGAACUAGCUAUACAAGAUGUGACUAAGAAAUUGUUGAAUGACUAAUUCAAUUCAAUCAAGAGUUAUGACAUAGCGAGGGGUGAAGAAAAGCCUGGUCAAUAAUUUAAGUCGAUGCAUAGUAUGUACGACUUGUAAACAUUGAAAAUUACAAAAUUGUAUAAGAAAAAGGAAAGAAAUGACCUUGAGAAACAAAUCAGAAAUAGAUUAGCAAAAGAUCCUGAAAAACAACUCUUACUCUCAGAGAUAUAUGAAUAAUUGGAGGAUAAUUCAGAUGGAGAGGUCCUAAAAAAGAAACAAAAAAAUAGAGAAGAAUCUUUGGCUACUUAAUAAGAAGUGUAUGACGAAGCACAAGAUUAAACAGCUGAUCUUACACAAUGGACUAAAAGGUUAAAAGAUCAAAGGAAAAAAGAGGAAAGCAAAAAAGAAAAUAUGAGUACUAAUAUAGUUCCCUUUAAGAAACAAAUAAAGAGCAUCAACUGA
This is a messenger RNA of Paramecium tetraurelia, 627 nucleotides long. RefSeq lists its product as uncharacterized. The record is from RefSeq and is a predicted model, not a curated record. The transcript has a single exon. NCBI's taxonomy places the organism in Eukaryota, Ciliophora, Oligohymenophorea, Peniculida, Parameciidae.